Salarias fasciatus (jewelled blenny) is the source of this 708-nucleotide messenger RNA. RefSeq names its product mitochondrial ribosomal protein S11 (gene mrps11). Gene Ontology annotation, biological process: translation. The coding region runs from base 88 to 660 and encodes 190 amino acids. The record is from RefSeq and is a predicted model, not a curated record. Gene Ontology annotation, cellular component: ribosome. Lineage: Eukaryota; Metazoa; Chordata; Actinopteri; Blenniiformes; Blenniidae. Gene Ontology annotation, molecular function: structural constituent of ribosome. The transcript has 6 exons.
UAUCAGCAGCACCUUCAAUGUCACGUUUGUUAUGUCUCUACAGCUCUUAACUUCCAAACAGCGAAUUGGCUUUUAAACGAGCUAAAUAUGUAUAAAUUCAGUAGUUUACUAGCUAAUUCUGUGACUACCGCUUGUCGACAGCUGACUGCAAACGGAGCCUCUCUGUAUGGGAGCAGAGGCCUGCAGAGAACAUUAUGUAGCAGCGCUGUCAGACAGCAGGAGGCUGCAGCACCGAGCUCAGACUCAAAAGAGUUCAGCGUUAUGCCUCCACUGCCGGGUCAGGACAGCGCAUUGCGAUGGGGUGGAAAUAAGUUUGAGGAUUUACCCAUCGUCCACAUUAAGGCCACAUACAACAACACACACAUCCAGCUCACGGACAGUAAGGGAAUGCCUCUGGUGAGGACGUCCUGCGGCACAGAGGGCUUCAAGAAUAUCAAGAAGUCCACGCCCAUCGCUGCGCAGACAGCAGGCAUCUCAGCUGGCUCAAAAGCCACGGUGAAAGGAGUGAAGUUUGUUCGUGUUGUGGUCAAAGGCCUCGGUCCAGGACGUCAGUCUGCCAUCAAAGGCUUGACGAUGGGAGGCCUGGAGGUGGUGUCCAUCACCGACAACACCCCCGUGCCACACAAUGGAUGCCGUCCACGCAAAGCCAGGCGGAUGUGACGGAGGCUGCUGUGUUGUAAUGUGCUAAUAAAGUGUUUUGAUGUGAAA